AUGAGCGCCAGUGCUGUCGGAUUUUUUUUAUUUUUAUUUAUUGGCAUCCCAACUGGACCGGCUGUCACUGCUGUAAUAAAGACGUAUAUCGAACAGGGAGAAAGCAACGUGGUAUUACUCAAUUGGGACUACUUGGCGUCUAAGCCGUUGCCAAGUUUGGCCAGUUCGUAUGUUAAUUUCGCGGUUCCAAAUGCCAGGCAGCUGGGAGUCCGUUUGGCGUCAACGUUCUUAGAUCUUAAGGAGUCUGGGAUGGACCUCAACAAAACGCAUCUGAUCGGUCAUUCUUUAGGUGCACAUAUAUUGGGUAUAGCUGGCAACCAUUUGGCCGCGAAAGGAGUUCUAUUGCCAUGGAUAACGGGUUUGGAUCCAGCGGCAGUCGGAUUUGAAAAUAAAGCUGCCAGAUUAUACCAGGGAUCAGCGCUGUUUGUUGAUGUCAUCCAUACUGAUCCAAAUAAGUAUGGCACUAGUAUGCCAUCGGGGACUGUUGAUUUUUGGCCAAACUUCAAAUCCGGAUGGCCGAUUAUUCAACCUGGAUGUGGAAGAAAACCUGCACCUGCUCUAUCAAAAGAGGAAUCAAUUUCAGACGAGCCCUUACAAGCGUACCGAGCUAUCAAGAUACUGAAACCCACGACCGAUCUAAGUGGGAACUACACUUGUGUAGUAUCAACCUUCAUAGAAGAAGACCGUCAGACAAGACCCAUGCUUGUAUACAGUCCGGGUAGAAAUUUUAAUUUUGUUCAGGAGAAGAAGUAUGUGUUUCUGGUAACUUUGAUAUGCACGAUAGAAGAUGUUUACCCAAAGCCAGAAGUAGUGAUAACAGCUCAAGGGAUACCUUUAAAGCAAUCUGUGUCGGAAAUGAAAAUGGACUCAUGGGGGCUAUACACAGUGACCGUGAAGACAGUAGUCCAUGAUGAUGACGUCAUCACACCUUCCCAAGAAUACGUGUGUACCUUAAGUAUACCGUCAGCAAAUUAUACCAUCUCUAAAACAACUACCUACUAUCCAGGUCUGAUGCCAACAACUUACAUAGCAGCCUUUGAAAUUCAGAAGCCUCAAGAACGUCAAGCCAAUGGUAUGCAAUAUCACACAAUACUAACAUAUAUAUAUAAAAUAACCUUUUAA
Messenger RNA from Danaus chrysippus (African queen), 1122 nucleotides. The record is from the annotation of a GenBank genome assembly. Lineage: Eukaryota; Metazoa; Arthropoda; Insecta; Lepidoptera; Nymphalidae.